Drosophila persimilis is the source of this 2668-nucleotide messenger RNA. Its product is annotated as transmembrane protein 184C. Gene Ontology annotation, biological process: transport. NCBI's taxonomy places the organism in Eukaryota, Metazoa, Arthropoda, Insecta, Diptera, Drosophilidae. The transcript has 6 exons. Gene Ontology annotation, molecular function: transporter activity. The record is from RefSeq and is a predicted model, not a curated record. The coding region runs from base 304 to 1806 and encodes 500 amino acids.
AAUAAUAAAUAUUGUAGCUAAAGAAAGCGUUGAGCUUUUACAUUGCAAGGAAGAUAUAGCUGAAAAUGUGCCGCAGAAGCCAUCAGUUGCGUGGGUGCAAAAUCCGGGGAAUAUAAAUUACCGAGAAAAACGGCAACGACGACGACAACCCAGCGAAAACAGAUACAGGGCGGCGGCGGCAACGGCAACAGCUUUGUUGCUUUGUUGUUUUGUCGUUUGACAACGAAAGCAAAAACUCGGCAAAACUUCGGCUGUGAAAAAUCGCCGUCGAGAGCUCUUCUAGAGGGAAGUCCGGAAAGAAAGAUGUGUCGCCUGGAUAUACGUCACUUCUGCGAGGAUUGGCGCAUCUGGAUACGCCCGCUGCUGAUUGUCACCUAUGGUAUAUUCGCGAUCAUUGUGGUGCCCCUGCUCAUCGUGAACUCUGUGAAGGACGGCUUCCAGCGCAACGAUCAAUUGAUACUCAUUGGCGGAUUGUUUGUGCUAUCGGCGGUGCCUGUGUCAAUAUGGCACAUCAUACAACACGUCAUACAUUUCACGAAGCCCAUUCUGCAGAAGCACAUCAUACGUAUACUGUGGAUGGUGCCCAUCUACGCUUUGAACGCGUGGAUUGGUCUGUUCUUUCCGAAACAUUCGAUCUACGUGGACUCGUUGCGCGAGUGCUAUGAGGCGUACGUAAUCUACAACUUCAUGGUUUACCUGCUUAACUACCUGAAUCUCAACAUGGACUUGGAGAUAACCAUGGUGUACAAGCCGCAGGUGAAUCACUUUUUCCCCCUCUGCUGCAUGCGUCCCUGGAUUAUGGGUCGCGAAUUCAUCCACAACUGCAAGCACGGCAUUCUCCAGUACACCGUCGUGCGACCCAUAACCACAUUCAUUUCUGUCAUCUGUGAGCUGUGCGGCGUCUAUGGCGAGGGAGAGUUCGCUGGCAAUGUGGCCUUUCCGUACAUCAUAGUCGUUAACAACAUCUCCCAGUUCGUGGCCAUGUACUGCCUGGUGCUCUUCUAUCGUGCUAACAAGGAGGAUUUAAAGCCCAUGAAGCCCAUUCCUAAGUUUCUGUGCAUCAAGGCUGUGGUGUUCUUUUCCUUCUUCCAAGGAGUGCUUCUCAAUGUCCUGGUUUACUAUGGCAUUAUCAAGGACAUAUUCGGCUCAGAUGUGGGCGAGACCAAUCUGGCAUCCAUGCUGCAAAACUUUCUCAUUUGCAUUGAGAUGUUUAUCGCUGCCGUAGCUCACAUCUACAGCUUCCCGCACCAUCCGUUCCACAUUAACUCGCCGCAGUAUUGGAAUAAUCCCAAUCAUAGCUGGUGUCGUGCUUUUCUCUCCAUGAUGGACAUAUCGGACAUGCAAGAGGAUGUCACUGAGCAUUUGGGCGUGGUGGGCAGCACAUUAAGCCGCCGUUUUCAGGGUCGCAGCACCUAUCAGCCCCUGGCACGGGGUCCCCGACGCUCCAGCAGUGAGUCCGAGUACUUAAUCAGCAAGCGGCAGGAUCAGCAGCUCUCCGGCAGUUCCACUCAAUCAGCAGGCGCAGACGGGGCUGGUGAUAAUAGUAAUAGCAACAACUACCAACAACAACAACUGCACUUGCCGGGUGCGAGGUCACAGCCGUCACCGCGUCAGCGUGAAACUCAGCAUCUUCGAGAGCGGGAGCGCGAGCGGGAACGCGAUGAGCAGCAGCAGCAUUUCGUGGGGGCUGGUGGGAGCAGCUUUUUGCGCCUAGUACCAGUCGCUGGAGCUGCUUCAUCGGCAGCCCCCAUACCCGAGUCGAACGACGACUAUGCACUUCUGCUGGGAGCGGGAGCGGGCAGGUGACACCGCUAUCAUUACCAGCACCAGCACCCGCAUAUCGACGAUGCGUUCGAGGACGAAGAUGGUGUAGAUGUUAGUCAAAAUUUGAACGCCUCUUCACUGAGCGCCUCGCUGUCCGUUUCAUUUGGCAUGUCCAGCAGUUUGAAAUUCAGCGCCACGUGCAGUAAUCAAUCCGAGUGGUCGAAUUCAACAGCUGGGGAUGAGGACGAUGACGGAGACGAUGACAACGACGACGGUGACGAUAUUGACGAACAGGAGGAACAGCAUCCGGUUGUUGUUGUUGCCUCAACGACGCGGCGUCGCCGCGAUCGAGAGUACAUCACCUAGAUCCUAGAAAACUGACUUAUUGGACUUUAAUUCUUCUUCAGUUAUUCCCAUUCUUAUAUUUAUUACUUCCCAAUAUUCUGAUUUAGUUGAUUAGUCAUUUGGUCAUCGGUUUGGCAAAUGCAAAUAUUAGUUUUAAAAUACUCAUUCGAAGCAACCUUUCUAGCAACCCCAUCGGAUGGGGUCUUUGAAAUUGUGGCCUUAAUUUGUAAUUCGAUAGUAACAAAGGAUUUUUCAUAGCAAUCGUAUGGUUUACACCGAGAAAGCAUGCGACAUACGUGCAUACACCCUUUAUUCCACAGAUGAGGGUAUUAGCUCUUAGCUGGCUGUAGUGUAAACCCCUGUAAUCAACUCCUGGAACACCUAAAUUAUACAUUUUUAUACUUAUAUCCGCUAGGCCAAAUAGUUUAUUGAAACAUGCCUGAACCGAUUGUGAAUUUUGUGACUGCCGCCGGUCAGAAAAGGGCGUACUUUAUACAUAUUUAAAUAGAAAUUGUUAUUGUAAAUCUAAUAUACGUCUCAAUAAUAAUAUUGGAAAAUA